UAUUAGAUGGGUUAAUUGGGACAUUAUACACCUGCCCCUAACAUGCAAUUAAGCCAACUUGGAAACGUGUGUUUAUAAUAAAAAUAAAUUAAUAAAUAAAGAAUACAACAGACUUAUACAGGCGCACAAUCAGCAAAUGGUGAUUUUGAAAAGCGGGCAAAGUGACACUUGGUAAAAACCUUCUUAGAUAACAAUACUGUAGUGUAGGUGUUUUCACGUGAUUCUAUUAAAACAGGCUGCCUAAUUUGUCCAGUGACUGAUGGUAAAUCAUACUCCUUCUAAUAUACAGGGUAAGGGUUAGAUUAUCCCUUAUUUUUCUAGAGUCCUACAGGCAACUCCAGCCAUCCAUUCAUCUUUCAUCCAUUCUUCGGUGUCUCUUUUAGGCUAAUAAGGCUAUUUACUCAUCAGGGUCACUGCAGACAAAGACCUGCUGGGAGACGGGAGGACUGGAGUCUGUAAGCCAGCAUGUAUGGGACCAAAGGCGGGGACACAGACAGGUCGCCUGUCCCUCAUGGCGAACACUAGUCAUUAAUAGAAAAAGUCAUCUCGCUUAGUGCCACCAACCAACAGGACUCAUCAAACUGGUGCGCAUUGCUAUUGGACGUGGGGAGGGUUGGUCUCCAGCACUCCGCCGCUUGUUAUUCAAAGGCAGGGAGCGCUUCGGACCAUUCGCUCCUCGUUGCGCGCUGGAUAUGGAUCAGGACGCAGCGCGUCUCCCCGCUGUCUCCCGCGGACAAGCUGCACUCUGUGGCGCAUAAAAGGCGCACAAAUGAACCACCGCCCUCCCGGUUCCACCGGUGUGCAAUGGCUUAAGAGAAGAGACAUGAGUAUCCGGACGGAGGACAGCAUCACCUUGUGCCAAAGGGCUCUCCAAAUCGUUACGGAACUUUGUCUCACGGGGAACGUAGACCGGGAGAAAUGCUCGGAUAUUUUUCCUCUAGAGAGCACCUUACCAGGUAAAGGACACGCAGACAUCUCCAUUAGUCUCCUUGCUGUGGUUGUGGGUUUCUGUGGCCUCGCCUUGUUGGUAGUCUCUCUCUUUGUCUUUUGGAAGCUGUGCUGGCCCAUUUGGAGGAGCAAGGCUCUGUCAACCCAUGCGGAAAAUGGCCUCCAUGUGGGUUUCCCUGAGGUACCUCAACCCAACUCCCCGCUGGACACAAAGUGUAAAAUGGUAGAGGUGGAAAAGAAGCCCCCGCAGGAAGUAAAGGUGAAUGGACGCAGCUCUGUCAAGCUCCAGGAGGCAGCCAUGAAGAUCAGCCAGACAUCUCCGGACAUUCCUGCCGAGGUGCAAACAGCCCUGAAGGAGAAGCUCAACCAGCAGGCUAAGAUCCAGAGGCAGACCACUGAGCCAACCUCCUCCUCCAGGCACAACUCAUUCCGGCGCCACCUGCCUCGUCAGAUGAAUGUCACUAGCUUUGACUUCACCAUGGACACUGUGCCUCUCCGCCAGUCUUCUACUGUGAGCAUCGGAAGAAUAAAACCUGAACUCUACAAACAGAAGUCUGUGGACUCAGAAGAUGAGGGCAAAGAGCCCACAGAGACUUGUGGAAAGCUGAGCUUUUCACUGCGUUACGACUACGAAGAGCAGGCUUUGGUGGUGAGAAUCCUCAAGGCCUUGGACCUGCCUGCCAAAGACUUCACAGGCACCUCUGAUCCGUAUGUGAAGAUCUACCUGUUGCCAGAGAGGAAGAAGAAGUUCCAGACACGUGUCCAUCGCAAGAAUCUGAACCCCAUGUUUGACGAGACCUUCUGUUUCCCUGUGGCGUACGACGAGCUCUGCAACCGCAAGCUGCACUUCAGUGUCUACGACUUUGACCGCUUCACCAGCCACGAUAUGAUUGGCGAGGUGGUGGUGGACAAUCUCUUUGAACUCUCUGAUCUUUCCAGGGAGGCGGUAGUGUGGAAGGACAUUCACGCAGCAACUACGGAGAGCGUAGACCUGGGAGAGAUCAUGUACUCAUUGUGCUACCUGCCCACAGCAGGGAGAAUGACCCUAACAGUCAUCAAAUGCAGAAACCUCAAAGCCAUGGAUAUCACAGGCUCUUCAGAUCCAUACGUGAAGGUUUACUUGAUAUGUGAGGGGCGGAGGUUAAAGAAGCGAAAAACAACAACCAAGAAAAGCACACUUAACCCGGUGUACAACGAGGCCAUCAUCUUCGACAUUCCUCCAGAGAACGUGGAACAAGUUAGUUUGUCCAUCAUGGUGAUGGAUUAUGAUCGGGUUGGACACAAUGAGGUGAUUGGUGUGUGUCGCACUGGGCCAGACGCUGAGGGCCUUGGACGAGAUCACUGGAAUGAAAUGCUGGCUUACCCGCGGAAGCCCAUCACACACUGGCAUGCUCUGGGGGAGGAAAAUACAGUGGCAAGGAAGAGCAGCAAGCUUUGAGAGUCAAGGUUCAUGUCCUUCACCCAAACCUCCACAGUCACCCUGAUGAUCACAGGUAGAGUGAUAACGCCACCCCUGUAAGAAAACAGACAUUUGUUUAGUUUCUGAGAAGCUGUGUUGGCUGUGAGUGUAUUGUGAGCAUGUUGUAUGAAUUCAACACGUUUGUGAACAAGAUUGUAUUGAAAUUGCUUUUAUUCAUUCAUCUGAACAUGUGUUCAAAUGUUCUACAGAGCUGGAAUAUGCACAGAAUUAACUGUCAUUAACUCCAAGGUUUUGUUUUCAUACAUUUAUUUUGAAAUUCUCAGAAAGACUUUGUUUGCCAAACAUUUAACAGACCAGGUGAAUGGUAGACUUCACUGCAAGAAGUCCUCAGCGAUUUUGACUUGCAGCUGUAUCAACCAUUUCAAUAUUUUAAGCAACAUUUUUCUGGCCCUAGAGCUCCUUAGCGAGUUAGUGUUUUACUUUGAAAUAAGACAAAGUUAAAGGGCUAAGCUGGUCAGUGCUAUGAAAACUUUUGCUUGAUUUAAAAAAGCCAAUAAAACCAGUGAGUCAUGGUCCAGGUUGUGGUUGUAGAAUGCAGGUAACACAGCAUCUACAAGGGCUGCGUAAAUCUUAGAAAAUUCAUCAGUCACAGCUCUUACAGAUGUGCCAAACUGACCUUGAAUCAGCCAUUGUUGCCUGUUGAUAUUAGGAAAGUCAACAGGACACAGAUUUAGAACAACUGUAGCAGAUACAUGUAGCAAACAUACAUUUGUACAAAGAGAUAAACAGUGAAGUCAAACUGUGUUAAAAAUAAGUUCCAUAUUUAUUUUUAUAUUCACCAGAUUGAUUUCAGCACAUAUUUGCAUAUUGAACUAGCAACAAUAGUAAGUAAUUAGUUGGAUUCAUGCUGUUCUUAUUCCUUAUAACUGUACUGAAUAUGAUGAAACUGUUGUUUAUCCUGCAAAUGUUCCUCAUGUUGCAAAUAAAACCAAAACUGAAGUAAUGCUAGGGAACAAUAACAUUUUGUUGAGAUGUUGGCUUUACAUUGUACUUACUGUACCAGUUGGCGGUAAAAAGGUAAAAGAUCUUUAUGUGGAGGAUAUCAACAGACUAAUUAUCAAUUUUGUUGUAAAUAUAUGGAGAGAAUGUUCCAAUAAUUAUAAUAAUACUAUGUAAAUGAUAAUUAAAGCAUUUAGUUUGAAUUGGCCAUUUGCUAAACCCUAACUAGGUACAGCAGGCCUCUCAGGCUUUGGUUGUUUCUUUUUGACUCUUCCAAAACCAAAAAUAUGAGAACAAAAGUGUAAAGAUUGGAUUAAACAGUGUGCAUUUCCCCUUUAGCAUUAGCAUGAUAACUCACUCAAUAUCUAGUGUAGUCUCCUAACACAGCCAGGAGCAUUACAUACUACAUACAGCUAGCUGCUGUGUUAUAUUUCCCCACUGUGUAGAAUGCUACUAUAGGCUAUAUCACAGUUUAGACAUUUUGUGGGCCUUUAAAUGUUUUGGUGGGGAUGUACUUCCACAGAACAGUGUUACAUUUGCCAAACACACUAGCUAGGCCUCCUCCAAAAUGCCAAAACCCAUCUUGCUUGUACGGAUAUGUUGGUCAAGCAGCAAAAUAGUGUAGUAUUAGAACAAAAAUAACAUCUCAUCUUAGGUCUUUCCUUAUCAUAUUUAUAAUACUUGAACUAAGCAGUUGUACACUGAAAUAUAAUAACAAUGUCAUGUCUUCAACAUUGAUCUCAUCUAGCAAGGAUGCAGAUUAUUUACCUGGGACAUGCUUCUCAAGCCGCCGUUUUUUUAGCAUUAUAUCAUGGUCUGGUAAAUGGUCUUAUACUUGUAUAGCGCCUUUCUAUGCUUUACAGCACACUCAAAGCGCUUUCACACUA
This is a messenger RNA of Monopterus albus (swamp eel), 4254 nucleotides long. RefSeq names its product synaptotagmin X (gene syt10). Gene Ontology annotation, biological process: calcium-ion regulated exocytosis. Gene Ontology annotation, molecular function: SNARE binding; clathrin binding; phosphatidylserine binding. Gene Ontology annotation, cellular component: plasma membrane; exocytic vesicle. The record is from RefSeq and is a predicted model, not a curated record. The transcript has 8 exons. Lineage: Eukaryota; Metazoa; Chordata; Actinopteri; Synbranchiformes; Synbranchidae. The coding region runs from base 770 to 2386 and encodes 538 amino acids.